Molecule: messenger RNA, 3608 nt
Organism: Solea solea (common sole)
Lineage: Eukaryota; Metazoa; Chordata; Actinopteri; Pleuronectiformes; Soleidae
Product: 5'-AMP-activated protein kinase subunit gamma-2-like
Exons: 18
Coding region: 546-2624 (692 amino acids)
Source: RefSeq, a predicted model, not a curated record
CUUACACGCACUCACUCACAUGCGCACACACUCUCUCUCACUCACACAAACACACUAUCUUGCCCCCUGCAGGACGUCAAGGUUUGACCUUUGACCCCUGAGGUCAUCUACCUACAGGGUGGGAAAUGUCACUGCAGCUGUUCUCACACUCACUCACACACAGGAGGGAGAGCGGGAGGAGUCAAAGGUAAAAUAAGAGUGUGGACAAGUGAGAGAGCGACACACACACGCUGGAGUGUGUGCAUCUUUAUUGGAUAAUUAGUUGAUUGUUCUGGACCCUGAACAUCAUAAGGAGGCGCUACGGUGGUGAGAGGAGUGGUGAGGAUUCAGCAUGGUGGACGACAUCAGCAUAGGGAAGUGCCGAUCCGCUUCGCAGAGCCCAGGAAAAUAAUACAACACUAUUUUCUCAGCAGUGGCUGAACUGUUGUUCUGAAACUUUAGGGUUUCAUAAACGAGCAGGAGAACAGGCUACGCCCCCUCAGCAUCUUGGGAGCUGGUUCUGUCAGGUUACAGCCUGAUUCUCUGUGUGUGUGUGCGUGUCAGUGAUGGAUGGAGAAACAGGCAGUGCUGAGAGAGGCGAAGCCAGGAAGGCGGAGCCUCUGUGUCACUCAGCCCCUUCCACCAGGAGCCUCCUCCUCCACCAGUCUGUGUUCAGUCGACCUUCCAGUCCUCGCAUAAACAAGCCUGGCUCUGCCCACCUCGAGGCUCCGCCCAAGACUCCACGGAGACUGAGCUUCAGCGGAAUCUUUAGGUUGACUUCCAGGGAAUCAAACCCUCAACCUUCAUCUUCAUCAGCAUCUGUCCAACUGUUCACACGCAACAAAAGAGACAAGGCCAGAGCCCACAGCCUCUGCUCCUCCUCCCCUCCUCCUCCUCCUCCUCCUUCUCAGGUGGUGACAAAUGUCUUCCGUCUGGAGACAUAUGUGACUGAGCCGAGACGACCUGAGACCAGGAGAUUGCGUUCCUUCUCUUCACCUCCAGACACAGGACAUCACUCCUUCACCUCCUCCUCCUCCUGCUGCCCACAGAGGCCUCCUCUGGCCCCAGCCCUUCCUGUUGGGAACCUGGUGGGUUCUUCUCCCAGGAUCUUCUCUCAGGUGGAGGUUGCAGAUGACAUGUCGGAGCAGGCGGAGCCUGCCGAUGAUGUGUCAGAGAGAGACAUCUACACACGCUUCAUGAAGUGUCACAAGUGUUAUGACAUCAUCCCGACCAGCUCCAAACUGGUGGUGUUUGAUACAACGCUGCAGGUGAAGAAAGCGUUUUUUGCUCUGGUGGCAAAUGGAGUCAGAGCUGCUCCUCUCUGGGAGAGCAAGAACCAGAGCUUUGUAGGAAUGUUGACCAUCACAGACUUUAUCAACAUCCUGACCAGAUACUACAAAUCUCCAAUGGUUCAGAUCUACGAGCUGGAGGAACAUAAGAUCGAGACCUGGAGAGAACUUUACCUGCAGGAGACAUUUAAACCUCUGGUCCACAUCUCACCUGACACCAGUGUGUUUGACGCCGUGUUCUCACUGAUCAAGAAUAAGAUCCACCGUCUGCCCGUCAUUGACCCGGUCACUGGAAACGCCCUCUACAUCCUGACACACAAGAGGAUCCUCAAGUUCCUGCAGCUGUUUCUGUGUGAGAUGCCCAUGCCAGCCUUCAUGAAGCAGAGUCUGGAGGAACUCUCUGUGGGAACCUACACCAACAUUGCCUUCAUCCACCCAGACACGCCCCUUAUCACCGCCCUCUCUGUCUUCACUCACCGCAGAGUCUCCGCCCUCCCUGUGGUCGAUCACCAUGGUAAAGUUGUGGACAUCUACUCCAAGUUUGACGUCAUUAACCUGGCAGCAGAGAAAACCUACAAUAAUCUGGAUGUGACAGUGACUCAGGCUCUGAAACACAGGAGUCAGUAUUUUGAAGGAGUCAUGAAGUGUAACAAGAUGGAGGCUCUGGACACCAUUGUGGACCGCAUCGUCAAAGCUGAGGUUCACAGACUGGUCGUUGUUGAUGAAGAGUCUCGUAUCAUCGGUAUCGUCUCACUGUCAGACAUCCUGCAGGCUCUGGUCCUCACACCUGCAGGUAUACACACACACGCGCACAUAGACACACACGCAGACACACACACACUGGUGGGUCUGCUUGUGUCUUCAGGUCUGAGGAGGAAAGAGUCUCUGCCUCGUCCACCACCAGGACCUGACCCUGGACAAGACCUAGAGUUCAGUUCAAAGACAAACCGCAAACCAGAUCAAGACCAGGAUCAGGACCAGGACCAGGUCAAAAAUCAGGACCGGAAUCAGGACCUGGAGCAGGAUCAAGACCAGGAGUGGGUUCAGGAUCAGGAGUCCUGUAAAGAGACAAACUGUGGAGACGCUGCAGAAACCUGUCAACAAGGAGAGGGAGGAGAGAGGGAGGAGCUAAAUGAGGAGGAGACAGAGAGGGAGGAGCUAAAUGAGGAGGAGGAUACAGAGAGGGAGGAGCUAAAUGAUGAUGAAGAGACAGAGAGGGAGGAGCUAAAUCAGGAGGAGACAGAGAGGGAGAAAGGAGAGGAAAUGAAGGAGAGGACAGGAGAGGAGGAAGGAGGAAGUGAUGAAGGGGAAGUGAAGGAGGAGGGAGGAGAGGACAGGGGGGAGGAGUCAAUGUGACACCCUCUGCUAGUGGAUUUUGUCAUGUCUGAGAUUGGUCAGUUGCUGUGGAGGUGGGAGGGGCCUGUGGGUUUUCCUGGAGCCAAUCAGAUCUCAGCUGGUCUCUGAGAGGAUGAGUGACGUCAUCAGUAAACCUGGACUUCCUGCUGACCUGCAUGGUCUGUGAAUGACGACAGAAAGUGACGUCAUCAAUGUGUUGAUAUUUUUGCUGUUUUUUGUGAUUGAAGUUUAUGAUCAAUAAUUAGGAUUAAAAUCAUCACUGUAGAUAAAACUGAUUUUAUUUAAAAAAAAAAAACUUUUCUGUUUAUGAUUCAUUUAGACUGAAUUGACCUGUGAUAAGCCCCGCCCACUUUAGCUCACAAAUAGCUGUAAGCAUUAGCUGCUAACUGCAAAGUUUUAUUCUGUAGCGUAGGCUAAAGUUUGUGCUGUUAGCAUUAAGCUAACACACUGUAGCUGCUCGGUGUUAGCUUGUGUAUUAGCAUGAAGCUAACACACUGCAGCUGCUUGGUGUCGGCCGUGUUGUUAACAUGAAGGUAACACAGUAGCUGCUUGGUUUUAGCUGGUGUUGUUAGCAUGAAGCUAACACUGUGGCUGCUCUGUGUUAGCUUGUGUUGUUAGUAUGAAGCUAACACACUGUAGCUGCUCGCUGUUACCUGUUCAGGUUAAAACUGUUUUUGUGGCUCUGGUUCUGGUCCUUCAGAACCAGUACUGGGUCGUUUGUGGUCCAGAGCGACGCAGCCACUGAGCUAAAGCUAAUGCUUUCACACUGACAUUUGCCAUGGUGUUAGUAGCCACCAGCUAAUGUUAGUUUGCUGUCAUAUUAACAUUAUUAUUGUGAAGCUGACACUCGCUGUGAUUGGCCCGUCUGUGUCUGAGGGCGGGGCUUACCUCUCUCUCUUUCCUUUGUUGCAUUUGUGGAACAGAUGCUCAGAAAAGUUCUUUGUGUUUGUGAACUUGACAAAUAAAGUUUAAACUUCAAAAUGA